UACUUACAUAAAUAAGAAACCUUGUUUAGUUUUGAAAUGAGCGCUGGGAUUUAGGGUCGUAUAAAUGUCCGCCGAAUUAUUUGGAAGGUUUUAAAGUUCGUACAGGUCUGAAAGCGGCAAAAAAUGAGUGAAGUCGAAGAAGACGAGGGAGUUCGCUUACAAGUGGCAGAAGAAGCUGUGCGUAUCGUGAGGCGAUUUAACGUGGCAAAGGACAAAGACGAACGUCAGAAAAAGAUUAUUGAGUUAUGUACUGACAUUGCUGGAAUACUUGAUGCAAAACGACGAUUGGAAGAUUUGGUUGAAAAGCAAAGAGCCGAACUCAAAGAACUUCGUCAGCAAACCGGCUCAGCCAAUACCACCUCGACAUCAGGACGAGGCUCAUUAACCCCCGAAAACGCUCACGAUUCGUCAUCCACGCCGCAAUUUUCUUACACUCCCUCGUCAGGACGAGGCACUGCACUGUGUCACAGGGGCACAGAUCCAUUGUAUGAAUGGCCAGAAAGGGCUGGUACAUCUACUUGCACCCGGUCCACUAGCCCUCUGUCGUUCCCAGACCUCUUGGACAUGACGUCACCUGUAGAAACUCGCGAAAAUUUGACCAGUCAAGAACUAGGAGAAAAGACGGUUGAUGUGGACAAACCCGCCCGUGAAAAACAGGAAGAGUAUUCUUCCGACGAAGACAACCCUGGUAGAGAUGAACGCCAACAACAGACAAACAACAAGAGUGACGAGGGAUCAGAUGAGGCUGAUCAAAAACAACUUGCAGCAAAGGGCAAUGACGCGAAAAACGAACGGAUGAAUACAGUUCCAUUGAACGAGAAAUCUCCUGUAAACUCUGUGGAGGCGGACAAACCCGCCCGUGAAAAACAGGAAGAGUAUUCUUCCGACGAAGACAACCCUGGUAGAGAUGAACGCCAACAACAGACAAACAACAAGAGUGACGAGGGAUCAGAUGAGGCUGAUCAAAAACAACUUGCAGCAAAGGGCAAUGACGCGAAAAACGAACGAGCUUCACAACAGAAAAGUGUAGCCGCAAAGACCACUCCCCAGGCCUCCGCACGGUCUGGCAAGGCGGACCGUAUGACUGUUUUUAUACAAACCUGCUUCAGGAGCAAAUCAAAAGAAGCCCAGCUUAGAGCCUCAAACAAGAAUGCCGCUGACAAGCAUCAAAGUGAAUCGUCGUCAAGCAGCUGUGACAGUGAAGACGACGAGGAUUUGACGAGGAAGGUUAAACCUGAGCUGACAUCUGAGUAUUGGGACAUUCACAAACUGAUCAAAUUUCUAAAGGUGGGGAACCCUACUGCUACAGUUAUAGCGCUGUGUGCUCUCCGUGACGUCAGCAUAGAGCAAGAGUCGAGUCAGCUGGCGAUUCUGGAGCUGGGUGGAAUUGGCAUUCUCCUUAACAUCCUCAAAACAGAUAACUGGCCUUGUGUGGUUGGUUCCCUUAAAAUUCUGAGGGUAAUAACGAACACAAAAAGGAUAAAUACGGAGAUUUAUCGUCUGGGAGGUAUUCAGCAACUUAUCGAGUGCCUUCAACACAAAAUGAAGGAGGUUCAGUCCCUCGCGGCGGAGACUCUCAGUCACCUGGUGACAUUCCGCCUGGCUUACAGUUCUUUCAGACGAGGUGGAGGGAUCAAACAUUUGGUAAACAUUAUUCAACCCGAGAACAAAAGACGCGGCAGACCUCCACCCAAAGAUGAAGAAGACUUCCAGCUUACUUGCAAUGCUUGCAAGGCAUUAUGGAGUUGCAGUAAGAACCAAAAGAACAUCCAGGCCAUACGCGCGGCUGGUGCUGUGCCAAUACUCGCUUCCUUAUUGGUCAGGGGAAGGGAUGACGUCAUAUUACCCGCCAUGGGAAUUAUUCAGGAAUGCGCGAGCGAGCCCGCGUUUCGUGAGGAUAUCCGAAGGGAGGGGAUGGUGGAGGGAAUUGUCAAGCACCUGAAGAGAGGAGAUGUGGCCCUCAAGACACAGUGUGCGAAUGCUCUGUUCAAGUGUGCUGAGGAUGACUCUACACGUGAAUUGAUUUUCCGCUUCGGUGGCCUGGAACUACUUGUUCAAAUGCUGACGUCCAGGUCCUCAGAGGACAACCAACUCCUAGCGGCCACAGUUGGUGCUUUAUGGAAAUGCGCCUUAAACAAAAACAACGUAAGAAGGCUUGAGCAGUUUGGUGCAGUUAAAGCUUUGAUCUUACUAUUGAAGAACCCAGAACAGUCAAACGAGGUUCUAGCCAAUACUCUUGGUGCUAUUCACGAGUUUGCAUACAGUAAAAGAACCCUUUUGACUCUUAAGGAUGACAGAGUGAUUCCUAUUGUAGUGCGCGCGCUGAGCAUCACGGAAAGUGCUGUGCUUGUCAACGCGACUAGGCUCCUCGCGGUCUGUGCCAAGGAGGGCUCGUGCAGGGGUUCUGCGCUUUAUGGAGACAGCUGGCAGAGCUCAUUAUUAACGGAACUAAACUGUAGCUUAUACUUCUUUCAGGUAAACAUUAUUCAACCCGAGAACAAAAGACGCGGCAGACCUCCACCCAAAGAUGAAGAAGACUUCCAGCUUACUUGCAAUGCUUGCAAGGCAUUAUGGAGUUGCAGUAAGAACCAAAAGAACAUCCAGGCCAUACGCGCGGCUGGUGCUGUGCCAAUACUCGCUUCCUUAUUGGUCAGGGGAAGGGAUGACGUCAUAUUACCCGCCAUGGGAAUUAUUCAGGAAUGCGCGAGCGAGCCCGCGUUUCGUGAGGAUAUCCGAAGGGAGGGGAUGGUGGAGGGAAUUGUCAAGCACCUGAAGAGAGGAGAUGUGGCCCUCAAGACACAGUGUGCGAAUGCUCUGUUCAAGUGUGCUGAGGAUGACUCUACACGUGAAUUGAUUUUCCGCUUCGGUGGCCUGGAACUACUUGUUCAAAUGCUGACGUCCAGGUCCUCAGAGGACAACCAACUCCUAGCGGCCACAGUUGGUGCUUUAUGGAAAUGCGCCUUAAACAAAAACAACGUAAGAAGGCUUGAGCAGUUUGGUGCAGUUAAAGCUUUGAUCUUACUAUUGAAGAACCCAGAACAGUCAAACGAGGUUCUAGCCAAUACUCUUGGUGCUAUUCACGAGUUUGCUUACAGUAAAAGAACCCUUUUGACUCUUAAGGAUGACAGAGUGAUUCCUAUUGUAGUGCGCGCGCUGAGCAUCACGGAAAGUGCUGUGCUUGUCAACGCGACUAGGCUCCUCGCGGUCUGUGCCAAGGAGGGCUCGUGCAGGGGCACUAUUCUUCAUACAGACGGAUUAAGGUUGCUCUGGUCUUUGUUGAAGUUUCCUGAUCCAAAGGUUGUAGCAGGCGCUGCAGAUGCCAUCAGUGCAUGUGUGGUGGAUGAAGAGGAGUCAGCUGACAUGGUGCGCUCAUUUGUCGGAGGUCUACAGCUCAUUACCAAUCUCCUACGGUCGGAUGACAAGCAGGUGCUGAUUAGCGUAAACAGAGCAAUAAUCAACAUUGGUAAAGACAGAGAAAAUCUUUCCAUUCUCACAGAUUAUGAAGUGGUUCCGCUUAUUGUACAACUUGUGAACACAGAAGAUGAAGAGUUAAAGCGAUGGGUGGCUGAAGCAAUUGCAACGUGCAGCGGAUUAGACAAGAACGUGAAGUCCUUCUCAUCAGCGGUCGUUCCUCUGGCUGACAGCCUCAAACGCUCUUCUGACGUGGCAGUAAAACGAGCGAUCGCAUGCGCACUGGAAAGACUGUCACGUGACCCGUACAACUGCUUUUUGAUUCAUCAACACGACGCGCUUAAGACCUUACUCACAUUAACAGGCUCAGAAGAUGAACGAGUACAAGAGGCAGCGGCAGGCUGUAUAAAGAACAUGCGCGUGAAUACCAUGAACAUGCUUUCAAGAUGAUAUUAAUUAAUUAAUUAAUUAAUUAAUUAACAUCCUAUUGCCAUGCUUUCUCCGGUAGCGUACUUUUAUACUUCACUAUACAAACGCUAGCAUAACCCACAAUCGUCCACUUUGCACCGAUGAAACCAACGUGGGCAUUUAACAGGCCAAUCUGUCAAGUAAUUUCUCUAACUCUCACCUUUCCCCCUACGAAAUGGCGGGAAAAAUACGGACUAUGAAGUAGUUUAGUCUUUUGUUAGCCGGGAAUACAACGCGAUCGUUAGAUUAUGUAUGACCCUGAAAAUGCUGAUACAAACAACCUAAGUUGUCAUGAAGAGAACAUUAUAGGUGAAUAUUUAUGAAACUGGAUAAGAGUUCGGAUUGUAAUAAAAUACGGGAAAAGGAAAAAAAAAACACGAGACAUUUCUCCAAAAUACGAGACAUUUCUCCAUGUCUAUGAUAAUAUCAGAUCCACAGAUGUUCCCACACAGUAGCAAAACCAAAUUGAAAAGAAUUGCCGUUAUUAUGUCCCGAGUGCUUAGCCCUCCCCACAUACAAUCAUUGGUACAGUGGUAUUUUCCGAGAAGUGUUUAUCAGUUCUGAAAUGGCAAGAAAUGUUUCUUAAAAUGCCACUUAUGAGAUUUACCAAUUCACACUACAAAGGUGAAAGUUGAAGCAUCAGAAUCCUGUAGCCUAUGGACGUCCGGCAAUCACUGGGGUCAAUUUUGAGAUAAGUUUCUUUUCUGUGUUCGCCCCUUUGGGAAACUAAAUAAUCAUUGUCUACUCUGGUCUCCGAUUCAUAGCCUCGUCCAUCACUUCCCCCACCCCUUCACACCCCCCCAACCGCUUCAUUCCCCCUUUCCUUGAGAGUCCAGCAACGAACAUAUAUUAGGAAAUGCUGCGAACAACAUGAAACCUAACUUGCACAGCGCAUUCCUUUUUGAAAUGUUUUGUGUAAACAUAUCAUUUGAUUUGCGCCUCUAAUUCAGAUAAUCGCGCAAGCUUCCUGUGUCGCUUUCGCAUGGCAGAGUGCUCAGACUCCGUAAGCACUGUCAUUCUAAAGCGAGUAAUGUUUCUGUAAUCAUAUUUACGCGAAUCAAGCACAAUUGAAGUUUAUUGACAAAUCUAACCGCUCUUGAAUGUGACCACAAUUCAAUUUUAUCGAUAUCUUUUAUUGAAAAAAUAUCUCUGAUGAUAUCAACAUAUCGUUGAUAUUGAAUAACAAAAAUCCAUGCUGUGUAGUGUCUCAUUUGUUCACCAAGAAAUAUUAACUUAGAACUAAACGUAGACAAAAUAAACUAUCAAGACAGGUUGAUAUAUUAGACACAAUUAUCAUGCAGAAGUAGUCAGAAAGUUGUUGCGGAGGAAAGAAACUUGAACAAAAAACACUAUCAAGACAGUUUAUCAAACUGUCUUGAUAGUUAAAAGGUUGUUAUGGAGGAAAGAAACUUAGACUAAAUAAGCUAUCAAUACAGUUCGGUAAAUAGAACGAAUAAUCAUGCAGAAACUAGUUAAAAGGUUGUUACAGAGGAAAGAAACUUAGACAGAAAACAACAUCGAGAUAUAGUUUGGUCAGUUUAACAGAACAAUCAUGAAUGAACAGAUUUUUCUUGCAGGAGUAGUUAAAAGGUUGUUACGCAGGAAAGAAACUUAGACAGAAAACACUAUCCAGAUACAGUUUGGUAAGUUUAACUGAAUAAUCAUGAAUGAACAGAAUUAUCUUGCAGAAGUAGCUAAAAGGUUGUUACAGAGGAAGAAACUUAGACAAAAAAACCGUGUCAAGACAGUUUGGUAAAUUUAACAGAAUAAUCAUGCAGAGGUUAGUUAAAAGCUAAAGGUUGUUACGGAAUAAAGAAACGUCGGUAAAAAACAUUUUCCAGAACGUAAAAACUUCAGUGCAAACGACCUAUUGCUGAAUUUGAUAGCAUCUCUCAGUGUCCCAGAGGAGGGACUCUGAGGCGUAGGAACUCUCUGAAAUGCUUCCCUAUCAGUCUAGUUCAAAGUUCUUUCGCUUAUUACAACUGGACACAAAACUCUUUUAGAGCCCUUGGAAACGCAGUGGAAGUGACUGGGGGUCGCAAAGGGCUUUAGAUUAGGGACUAGGGGAUAUCGGGGAAAGGGUUCAAUGGGGGAUUGUGUGAGGGGUAAUGCUAAAACCUGCUCACUCCGAGUCUCUCCUCUGCUCUCCAAAGGCCAAAAGAGUUUUGUGAUAGUCGU
Orbicella faveolata is the source of this 6057-nucleotide messenger RNA. RefSeq names its product armadillo repeat-containing protein gudu-like. Gene Ontology annotation, molecular function: protein binding. NCBI's taxonomy places the organism in Eukaryota, Metazoa, Cnidaria, Anthozoa, Scleractinia, Merulinidae. The record is from RefSeq and is a predicted model, not a curated record.